Procambarus clarkii (red swamp crayfish) is the source of this 1279-nucleotide messenger RNA. RefSeq lists its product as uncharacterized. The record is from RefSeq and is a predicted model, not a curated record. NCBI's taxonomy places the organism in Eukaryota, Metazoa, Arthropoda, Malacostraca, Decapoda, Cambaridae.
GACAGAAGUGACAGGUGAUUUGGAAAACGUGAGGUUGUGGCAGUGGCCGGGGAGCGUGGGAGCGGCGCUCGGCCUGCCCGGCCAGCACAGGAGCACUGCAUCAGUUGGGCGCCAGGAUCCUCGCCGCUCGCACACACACACACACACGGCAUCAACCUCAGCUGGUCGUGACAAUGCCUCGCUACGCCUACCAGAAGCCCGCCUCAAGGGUCUACAGCUACAGCUACAUCCCAAGCUACGACACGGAACUAACUCACUCCCUCGACAGUAAACUGAAGGCUAUUGAAGAGGAAACUGCCCGCGUCUCCCCAGCCCCAGAGGAGAGCCCUAAAACAUUCCCCACGGACGAAAGCAUCUACACCAAGCGAGCAAGCAGCGUUCCCCCUCUCUCAAGGAUCCCGGACUACGUCUCCUACGAUAUUCUGCCACUUACGGCAGCAGAAUAUCCACUGAUCACCGCUAGAGCCCCGCUGACGUACCAGAAGACCAUCUACUUCCCUCGCCGCCACCAUUAUGUGGACGAGGUGAAGCAACCGGGAUACCAGCCCAUAUGGAUGAAACACCCGUACCGUCUGCCCGUCGAGGACAUCAAGGUCCCUCCCCACGAGAGCUCCAUCUGGCCCGAAGGCGUCCCUCACUUCAAUCUCGUGUCUUCGUAUGACCUCAUGAUUGACUAUCUGGGCCUACGAAGGCCUUGUCUUCUCUGUUGACAUUCUAGGCCACCGAGGCCGUACACUCAGCUUCCACGUCGCUAUCAUCAUGAUGUUAGAAGCAUCUUGGUCCUCACCAGAGUCAAGUAGGAGAUUCUCCAGUAGUAGCAGCGUUCGUCAGACAUAACGAGAGCCGUGACGCGGCGCCUCCAUGAGAACGACAAUGUCUCAUCUUUCUCAUGCAUUUGUCCGUCCGUUUUUGUUUCCUAAUUGUGAAUGAUGUUACAGUGUCCUCUUCCUCUUGGCUCAAUAACAUAUUCAUUGGACAUAUUAUAUUUUAUUGUGUAUUUUAUAAGAAGCCAAACUUUGAAAUUAUAUAUAUAUAUAUAUAAAUAUAUAAAAAUACAUAUAUAUUUUUGAGUAUUGUUAUAAUAAUGUUGUAAAUCAAAGUAUGAUAUUAAUUUUAUCUUCUGUGAAUUAUUUCCUAUUACAAAUUUCUUGACGUGUGAGUUGUGUGUUGUGAGUACUAUGAAGACCCACGCGUCGUCUGAGAGUACCCGCGCGCCUCCUCACCCUCGCUAACCCCACCUCACAGCUUUAACUAAAAUAAUAUACAUGUAGCUCUUGUA